CUCUCUCCUUAACCCAAAAACUCAUCUAUCAUCCAUGGCGCUGUGCCACUUCCCAGUAAACCUCCACACUGUUCCCUCCUCUUCAUCAUCUUCUUCCUUUCACCCUCUAUUAUACUCUAACCUUUGGAUUCGUAAACUUAGAUUCCACCCCUUCAGCCACGCAGUUCAAUUGAGCGCCAUCAGAGCCGCCGCCACUGAUGUCGACACUCACCCGAGGAAGAAGAAGAAGAAGAGGAAACCCAAACCGGGUUUCUUCGAAGAGAUCAACGACAAAUGGUCUUCCCGAAUCAGCCCCAAAGACGGCAACUUUCCUUGGCAGAUGAAGCACGAAGAGCAAACUCAACCUCAUCAUCAGGAAGAAGAAGAAGUAAACCGGUCUUCUGAGUUAACCGGUAAGAUAACCGAUUCCAAUCUCCGGUCUAGCUUCCCAAGGCCAAGCGGUUACAUGUCUGCUCCAUGGGUUAACGAUAAUGUCUCUAAACCCGUUAAAGAUGAAAGCUUUAAGGAAAAUAGAUAUAGAAAGGAGAAUGCUUUAGACUUAGAUGAUGAUGGAAGAGGGAUGGUGGUAGAAUCAGGGAGAGACAAAGGAGUAUGGAGAAGUAGGAAGAGUAACACUGCAGAGGCCGAGAAGAUUGUACCGGAACAUGAGCUGAGUAGGCUUAGGAGUGUAGCUUUGAGGAUGGUUGAGAGAGUCAAAGUAGGUUCUGCCGGAAUCACACAGGCUUUGGUUGAAGCCAUUCACGAGAAAUGGGAGGAUGAUGAAGUUGUGAAGCUGAAGUUUGGUGAGCGUUGUGCGCUUAACAUGAAGAGAACUCACGAGACUUUGGAGAAGAAGACCGGUGGGUUAGUGAUCUGGAGGUCAGGAAGCUCGGUGGUGCUGUACAGAGGGAUAAGUUACAAUCUCAAGUGUGUUCAAUCUUUCAUCAAACAGAACGAUGAAGUGGCAAGGGAGUACACAGCAGAGGAGGCGAAUUACCCUAAGAAUGUACCUAAAGAGCAGUUAUCAGAGCUAUGCGAGCUGAACGAUCUGUUGGACGAGAUUGGUCCAAGGUUUCAUGAUUGGACAGGGUGUGCUCCUUUGCCCGUUGAUGCGGACUUGCUUCCUCCGAUGGUUCUAGGAUACAGGUGUCCGUUUAGGGUUCUUCCACAAGGAGUAAAGCCUUGUUUGUCUAACAAGGAGAUGACAGAGAUGCGUCGCCUCGCUAGGAUUAGCCCUCCUCAUUUUGCUCUAGGGAGGAGCAGAGAGUUACAAGGUCUGGCUGUGGCAAUGGUAAAGCUAUGGGAGAAGAGCGCGAUUGCGAAGAUAGCAAUCAAACGCGGCGUGGAGAACACACGGAACGAGAGAAUGGCUGAAGAGCUCAAGAGGCUUACGCGCGGCGUGCUCGUUUCGAGGAACAAAGAGUACAUCGUCUUCUACAGAGGCAACGACUUCAUGCCUCCCGCGGUUUCAGAGGCGUUGAGGGAGAGGCAAAAGGAGAUAACGGAGGUGCUUCAGAACAAAGAGGAUCAACUCCGGGAAACGGCUUCAGCAAGAGUCACACUUUUAUCGCAAGGCAAGCGGAUUAAAACGCCGUUGCUCGCUGGAACUCUCGCUGAGACUAUAGCUGCAAGUUCGCGGUGGGCGCCAGAUGCGAGUAGUGUUGAUGUAGAGGAGUUGAAGAGAGAAGCAGCUUCUAUUAAAAGAGCUGCGUUGAUCAGAGAUCUCGACUUGAGACUUCUUUACGCAAAGCAAAAGCUGAAAAAAGCUGAGAAGGCUUUAGCUAAAGUGCAGAAGGAUCUUGACCCAUCUGAUCUCCCAACUGACUCAGAGAUCAUCACAGAAGAAGAGAGACUUCUUUUCCGCAGAAUCGGUUUGAGUAUGGAUCCAUUUCUUCUAGUAGGAAGAAGAGAAGUGUUUGAUGGCACUAUAGAGAAUAUGCAUCUACACUGGAAACAUAGGGAGCUCGUAAAGAUCAUUGUUAGAGGCAAAUCUCUUCCGCAAGUGAAGCAUAUAGCUAUCUCUUUGGAGGCUGAGAGUGGAGGAGUAUUGGUGUCGGUUGAUAAUACCUUGAAAGGCUAUGCGAUCAUACUCUACCGUGGGAAGAAUUAUCAGAUGCCUUUCCGGCUUAGGCCUUCAAAUUUAUUGACAAGAAAAAAGGCUUUCGCUCGAUCCAUUGAGCUUCAGAGAAGAGAAGCACUAAAGUAUCAUGUUGCUGACCUAGAGGAACGGAUUGAGCUGUUGAAGACAGGACAGGAGGAGGAUAGGGAACCCCACAAGAAAAGUGAUGGAGGGGAAGAUAACUUGUAUUUGAGAGUUGAUGAAUCUGACUAUUCUUCUGACGAGGAUGAAUCUUUCUUAUCAUUGGAGGAAGAGGAGGAAGAAACUUGAACCGAUAAACAAAUAUAACCUCAUAUUUUGUAUAACAAUGUCAGAACCUGUAAUGAUAAAUUUUCAGGUUCCACAAUGAUAAUCUCAUAGUACAUUAUUACAUGUUGCAUAUAAGCACGCACAUAUUCACUUAUUCUUUUCACGUAAAGA
Brassica oleracea var. oleracea is the source of this 2518-nucleotide messenger RNA. RefSeq names its product chloroplastic group IIA intron splicing facilitator CRS1, chloroplastic. Lineage: Eukaryota; Viridiplantae; Streptophyta; Magnoliopsida; Brassicales; Brassicaceae. The coding region runs from base 35 to 2368 and encodes 777 amino acids. The record is from RefSeq and is a predicted model, not a curated record. Gene Ontology annotation, molecular function: mRNA binding. The transcript is spliced from 6 exons. Gene Ontology annotation, biological process: RNA splicing, via transesterification reactions.